Branchiostoma floridae (Florida lancelet) is the source of this 1176-nucleotide messenger RNA. Its product is annotated as pro-cathepsin H-like. Gene Ontology annotation, biological process: immune response. Gene Ontology annotation, molecular function: cysteine-type endopeptidase activity. The transcript is spliced from 6 exons. The record is from RefSeq and is a predicted model, not a curated record. NCBI's taxonomy places the organism in Eukaryota, Metazoa, Chordata, Leptocardii, Amphioxiformes, Branchiostomatidae. Gene Ontology annotation, cellular component: lysosome.
ACAUUUUCACACACCCCUCCGAUCCAUUUGGUCCGUCCCCAUUUUAACUACUCGAGCACUAAAAAAUGGCUUGCCUUUUUCUGCUCGCUGUGGUCGGUUUUAGCGCCAUUCUCGACCUAUCCACGUCCGUACCUGUGGCAAGUCGAGACGAUUUUCACCUUUGGAUGAAGGAGAACGGAAAGACAUACCAAGACGAGAAGGAGUUCGAGCGCAGGUUUGAAAUUUUCUUGCAGAGCGCCGAGGAAGUGGCCGCUCACAAUGCAGGUGGUCACUCCUACGAACUCGAGCUCAACAAGUUUGCAGACAUGACGUUUGAGGAAUUUCGGGAUGCGUACCUGAUGACGACACCUCAGAACUGCUCGGCUACAGGGGAGAAGAAGGCGCGGGUCCAGUCCCGGGCCGGUCCCGUCCCGGCGAAGAAGGACUGGCGGGACAAACCCGGCGUGGUGUCCGGAGUCAAGGACCAGGGGCACUGUGGGUCCUGCUGGACAUUUUCUGCAACAGGUUGCCUGGAGUCUGUGACUGCCAUCGCGUUCGGUGCCCCCAUGAACCUGUCCGAGCAGCAGCUGGUCAGCUGUGCGCAGGGCUUCAACAACCACGGCUGUGAGGGCGGGCUGCCGUCACAAGCCUGGGAGUACGUCAAGUGAGUGGGCCCGGGUAUUGAAAGCGAGAAGGACUACCCCUACACCGCUAAGGAUGGCAAAUGCAUGUUCAACACCAACAAGACCAUUGCUUACGUCAGAGAUGUCGUCAACAUCACCCAGGGAGACGAGGACGAAAUUCUUAAGGCGGUUGGCACACUGAAUCCUGUCAGCAUCGCAUAUCAAGUCGUUGCUGACUUCAAGCUUUACAAGAAGGGCGUGUACUCCAGCAAACUGUGUCACCGCGACCAGGAGCACGUCAAUCACGCGGUACUAGUGGUGGGGUACGGCGAAGAUGAGUCAGGUAUCCCCUACUGGAUUGUGAAGAAUUCCUGGGGACCCAGUUGGGGCAUGGACGGCUACUUCUUGAUCGAGCGGAACCAGAACAUGUGUGGGCUGGCGGAGUGCGCGGCCUACCCGCUGCCUCCAGACGACAAGUGAUGCGCACGAUUUUAACAGAAAUUACGAUUUUGGAGCUGUCUUUAUUGCAGAAUAAUUCUAUAAAUUGUAAUAAAAACUGUUACAAUCACGUCUC